Capronia epimyces CBS 606.96 is the source of this 942-nucleotide messenger RNA. RefSeq lists its product as uncharacterized. The transcript has a single exon. Gene Ontology annotation, molecular function: hydro-lyase activity. The record is from RefSeq and is a predicted model, not a curated record. Bases 1 to 942 code for a protein of 313 amino acids. NCBI's taxonomy places the organism in Eukaryota, Fungi, Ascomycota, Eurotiomycetes, Chaetothyriales, Herpotrichiellaceae.
AUGACUUGGCCAUCAUUACCAGCCCGGGCAGGCUAUCUGGCGCUGAAAAACAGCAGUCGUCGAAACGCAUUGUCUCUAGCUGUUCUGAAAGAUCUCCGGGACCAACUCCAUGCUCACAACAGGUCACCAGUGGAUGGCAGGCUGAGGUUCCUACCUUCAUUUAAACCCCAGGUUCUUGCGCAACUCGAGACUGCUGCCGACGACGUUACAUCUGACGCCGGGAAAGAAUAUGGCUGGCUCCUACAUUCGAGCGAAUGGUCCAAACAUCGCCGGGGACUGCCGAAUGUAAUUGUGUUACGCAGUGAAGGCCCAGUGUUUUCAUCGGGGCACGAUCUAGGCAAACUACGGACUAUGGGCCACGACGAGGUCAAACAGACCUUUGCAUUGUGUGCAGAGGUCAUGUCCCUGAUUCGAAGGUCUCCUGCGCCAGUCAUCGGUGUCAUUCAGGGUCUGGCCACAGCAGCUGGAGCACAGUUAGCUUUCACGACAGAUCUGCCCGUUGCGUGUGCCUCUACUCAGUUCCGACUGCCAGGGGCCUCGAUCGGAUUGCCUUGUACGUCGCCGUCCACCGCUGUGUCUCGCAAGCUGGGGAAUGCGUUCACGUACAAGAUGUUGGCUUUGGCAGAACCGGUGCGGGCAGAUCAGCUCCCCGGUGGAGCAGUUGAGGUCGUGGCAGAUGAGGCGGCGCUUGAGAGAAGGGUAGUAGACAUGGUCAGCAAGCUGUCAGAAAAGACUGCAGGGCAACCUCAGGCAUUAGGGAAAUGGGGAUACUGGACACAACUGUCGCUAAACGGUGGGGAGGCAGGCGGCGCAGGAGGCGAUGGAUACGAAGAUGCGGUGGCGUGGGCGGGGAGGUUGAUGGCACUACAUGCCAGAUCGGACGAUGCGAGGGAGGGUAUCGGCGCCUUUUUCGAGAAGCGCGCUCCUGAAUGGAAGACAUGA